UGCACCACAUUUGUUUCUUUUCUUCUCAACUUGAGGUAAAUAAUUGUCAAUGUUCAAGAUGCUGGUUUCUUCAACUGUUGCGGUUUUGUCGCUUCUAUGUGUACAAGCAACCGCGAUUUCACCAAGAGAUUUGGCUGAAAGUUACAAUAAUCUUGAUUCCUUCAUUGCUUCUGAGAGAAAAAUUGCCCUUCAGGGUGUUCUCAACAAUAUUGGACCAGAUGGGUCGAAAGCAUCAGGAGCAGGCAAUUAUGUCAUUGCAAGUCCUUCGAAGGCCAACCCUGAUUACUUUUAUACCUGGACGCGAGAUUCGGCGUUGACGUUAAAAAUGCUUGUUGAUGAAUUUAUCUUUGGCAAUCGUGCACUCCAACCUCAAAUUGAGAAAUACGUCAAAGCUCAAGCCAUCCUUCAAACUGUCACGAAUCCUUCUGGCACAUUUCUUCCUAAUGGUCUAGGACUCGGUGAACCUAAAUACGAGGUUGAUGGUACUCGAUUUAAUGGUGCAUGGGGUAGACCCCAACGUGAUGGUCCAGCUCUUCGUGCCAUCGCUCUAAUGGCCUAUAGCAAUUGGUUGAUAAACCAUAGUCAGCUUCAAAGAGCCAAGCUAGUCAUAUGGCCUAUCAUCGCAAAUGACUUAUCAUAUAUUGGCGAGUACUGGAACGAGACCGGAUAUGAUUUAUGGGAAGAAGUUCUGGGAUCUAGUUUCUUUACCUUACAAAAUCAGCACCGUGCUUUUGUUGAGGCCGGGAAUCUGGCCAAUAAGCUCGGUGUUGAAUCUCCAGGAUAUCUCAAUGCAUUAGAAGCUCUAUGUUUCCUCAAUCAGAGUUUUUGGAACGGAGAAUAUAUCGUCUCGAACAUAAAUACUAAUAACAGAAGAACCGGGCUAGACGGGGCCUCUAUUCUUGGAUCGAUUUCUAUCUUCGAUAUUGAUGGAUCUUGUGAUAGUCCAAAUUUACAACCUUGUAGUAGCAGAGCGUUGUCUAAUUUUAGGGCAGUUGUGAAUAGCUUCCGAAUUUAUGGUAUCAAUGCUGGUAUCAAAAACAACUCAGGCGUCGCUGUUGGAAGAUAUGCCGAAGAUGUUUAUCAAGGAGGAAACCCAUGGUACUUACUACUGCUGCUGCAGAAUUUCUCUACGAUGCUGUUGCACAAUGGAAGAAUCACAAAAAACUCACCGUCGAUUCAACAUCCAUCAAUUUCUUCCGCGAUCUUUACCCAUCCAUAAAACUUAAGAGUUACACAAAUAGGGAUAACGAGUUUAGCAAAAUUCUUAACGUCGUAACAACUUACGCUGACUCUUUUGUCGCAAUUGCUCGAAAAUAUACACCCAGCAAUGGAUCUCUAGCCGAACAAUUCGACCGCAACACAGGAGCCCCCAUUUCCGCCAAUGACCUAACAUGGAGUUACGCAGCAUUUGUCACCAUGGCUCAAAGACGUUCCGGUCAAUAUCCUGCCAGUUGGGGAAGUGCGGCAGCAGCAGUUCCACCCCCAAAUUGCGCAUCUUCAUCUUCUCAAGGAGUGUAUGUUCCAGCCAUUGCAGCAGGGGCCCCAAAUGUAACGGUAACAUGUCAAUAUCCAGUGCGAUUCUAUGUUAAUGCUACAACAUAUUAUGGCGAAAAUCUUUACAUUAUUGGAAAUUCCACGGAUUUGGGAGCAUGGAAUUUGAACAGUGCGUUACCUAUGAAUGCAGGGAUGUAUACGACGGAUAACCCUAUUUGGUAUGUGGAUGCGCAAUUGACGGCUGGAGAGCCGGUUAGUUACGUUUAUGUGAGGGAACAAGAUUGCGGUCAAGCUCCGAUUUAUGAGACGAAGAAUAGAACAAGUGUGGUUCCGGAAUGUGGCACUGGUGGGUCGACGAUCAGACGUGAUGUGUGGGUGGGCAGUGGAGGAAGUAGUGGAAGGUGUUAG
This is a messenger RNA of Botrytis porri, 1902 nucleotides long. RefSeq lists its product as uncharacterized. Gene Ontology annotation, biological process: polysaccharide metabolic process. Gene Ontology annotation, cellular component: fungal-type vacuole. Gene Ontology annotation, molecular function: glucan 1,4-alpha-glucosidase activity. The record is from RefSeq and is a predicted model, not a curated record. The coding region runs from base 50 to 1219 and encodes 389 amino acids. NCBI's taxonomy places the organism in Eukaryota, Fungi, Ascomycota, Leotiomycetes, Helotiales, Sclerotiniaceae. The transcript is spliced from 4 exons.